AGCUGUAUCUGAGCCUAUACUUUGUGCUGUUGGAAAUGAUCCAGAAGCGAAUCUCAGCUCAGAAUUACACAGACGUGAAGUUGAAGCAAAUCUGGGAUUCUCGGUAUGAACAGCCUCGUCAGCUGUUGGCCUCGGAAGCUGUGUUCUUAUUUGCCGUCGUGCCGAGGUUCUAUACUUACAUUGGCAAGGAUGCUGGAGUAGCGCGGAUUCUAACCCUGGCCACAGGAGACAUUAACUUUAUCAGUAAACUAAUGAGUAUUGUGCAGGCCAAAACCUAUCAGGAGGAAGAUAUAGAGCUUAUCAUAGAUCAUGUCUCCGACUAUAUCACCCGAAAGGUCUACAAGCACCACCAUAACCUGAGGAUGAAAACGAGUGACCUCAACUCUGGGCCUCCGUCUUUUGUUCUCAUGGCCAGUAAAGCAUUACCCCGUAAGCCAGUUUCAAAAUCUCUGCAUUCCGCUGAUCACCUGCACCAAGGUAUAAGGAGUUCUCCAUACAGAAAGUCUCCAAUGGGAAGUUCUGCUAAGACUCCAGCUCUAGGAGAUUAUAUUCUUACUGAGCCACAAGUUAUGGGCCGUAUUACUUGUCUUCCAGAACCAUAUGUUGCAGAGAUCCAAAUGGACGCUGUUGUAGGUAACAAUAGUUGUCUGAUUGUCCAUCGACUAUAUAACAGCAAGAAACAUUAUAUCUAUGUUGAUCUAUCUGAAAUGGAAUGGGAUGAAUAUCUUGGCUGCUGGAAACCGCAAGGUGCCAAAGGAGACAGAAUUACCCUGACAUGUCCUGGAGAAGAAUGCGAAGCGGAUGAAAUCACUGAGUCAAGAUAUGAAGUUGCCAGCACAUGUGGUAGACUGAACAGGAACAGAAAGCCAGUAAAACUGUCACCUCCCUUACACGGCACAUCCGGAACAGAGACAAGUCUACGGCCUCUCUCGGCAUCAUUUAGAGACAAGAUCGAGAGCAGGAUUGAUUGGACAGGAAAAGCAGACAGCAUCUUAAAGAUGGAGUUGUGGAUGGUGCCAGAGAUGGGGACAACGGCGUACACUUGUGAAGAAUCAGAAGAAGCAGAGGCAGACAUUCUGAGUAUGGAAGGGGUAUCGAAAGCAAUGCAGGCAGAUGCUCAGUUUGACGAUAAGCAGGAUGAAGGAACACAAAUAGAGAUAUCAAAAUGUGAGAGAGGAGAAAUAGCUUCACUUGAUACUGAUUCAUUGCUACGGAUGGGACAGAUCACCGCUACAGAGAUACCAAAUGACUGGAACAUUUCCACAACAUGCCGUAACUUAGAGGUCAAACAUCCUAAAACUGACAACUUGGGAGAAAAUUUAGAAACAUCAGAGCAAAUCAAACAGAUGAACAAGGAAGACAGGCAAUUUACACAGAGCUUUGCUGUGCUGUUUCCAAAAGAAAAAUACAAGGAGACUGAACAGAAGUGUAAGCGGCUGGAGAGUAGCUCAUCCUAUCAGGAGAGUCGUAUUGAAGGGUGGAAAAGUGGCAUUCUAGGAACACCGAGGAAACAAAGAUCAUCUGUAAAAAGUGCUGGUUACAAGGUUCAGCACUUCUCAUUACAAGAUCAGCACCCUCGAUGCUUAUCAGUUAAUAACUGGCUGAAAGACUUCAGCAAGGUUCAGCCUUCAACACGCAAGUGUCGGCCUUCAACAAGCAAGUCAAGGCCAUUGCAAACCACGUAUUUUCUGCAGCAAAGUGGUUCAUAUAAAAAGAAACUGCCAACUGGAUGUUUACAUGGUGAAGCUAACAGACAGCAACUGAAAUCAGGAAAUGUUAUUGAAAAGUCAACUUCCAUCAACAGACAGAGGCCAGCAGUGGAUUUAAAGAGCUAACUUAGAGAAGCUGCCACCACAUAUUGCUGUGACACAGAACAGUUGUGGGCCUCAGAUUGACUUUCUCAUAUAUUUGUACUCCAAUGGAUCCCCACAAAAUAUAACCGUGCCUCCACAAAGUACAGAGAUGCAGCUUCAACCGCAUUCUAAAAAGUGCCAGAGCAAGUGAGGAGGGGACCACAACUGCGGUGUCUUUGUGAAGCAAACACGACCACCACAAGAAUUACAGGGGAACUGAGCAAACAAUUCUUAACAAAGAGAUCAUUGGUCUGUUACAAUUCUCUGCCACAGACCGUUGUUGAACUUCUUGUAAAAGGGGAUUGCCUUCAGCCUCUCUGCCCCCACUUUUUGGAACUCAAUCCCAUAGUCAAAUAUGCUACAUCCAUAGUAUUGCCCUGAUCUACAUUUAGUUACUACUUCAAAGAACUCUGUUAAAUUGGUUAAGCACUAUCUGCCCUUGACCAAUCCAUGCUGACUGUCCCUGAUUAACCCAUGCCUAUCUAUGAACUUGCUUACCUGAUCCCUUUUGUU
Messenger RNA from Callorhinchus milii (elephant shark), 2366 nucleotides. RefSeq lists its product as uncharacterized. NCBI's taxonomy places the organism in Eukaryota, Metazoa, Chordata, Chondrichthyes, Chimaeriformes, Callorhinchidae. The transcript is spliced from 16 exons. The coding region runs from base 36 to 1835 and encodes 599 amino acids. The record is from RefSeq and is a predicted model, not a curated record.